Acipenser ruthenus (sterlet) is the source of this 3112-nucleotide messenger RNA. RefSeq names its product HCLS1 binding protein 3 (gene hs1bp3). Lineage: Eukaryota; Metazoa; Chordata; Actinopteri; Acipenseriformes; Acipenseridae. The record is from RefSeq and is a predicted model, not a curated record. The coding region runs from base 343 to 1503 and encodes 386 amino acids. The transcript has 7 exons. Gene Ontology annotation, molecular function: phosphatidylinositol binding.
UUACAACCAACCCUUGUUUAAUACAGAUAUAGACCGAUUUCGCUUAUUUGCGUCCGCCAUGUUUGCUCCAAGAUCAUGUUCAAGUAUUGCAAUGCUAACGUUACUUACUGCCUGCUUUUUUUUAUUUUAGCGACCUUUGCCUCUCCCAUUGGGGCUGUUCACAACAACAUAUGGAAAUCCCGUGACACCGAGUCACUGAAAUAAAGGCUGAACUGAAGAACUAACUUUUUUUUUUUACAGUAAGACAGAAAAGAAAAGGACGACAUUAUUUACGUUUCUGACUGUCUCAACAGUCUAAACUAAAACAAAAAAAUAGGUUAUAGCACACACUAUUCUUGCAUCAUGCCAGACGGACUUGUUACAAGCAGGCAAAUUCAAAAUGUUAGCACAGGGAUCGACCUCCUUGUCCCCCUCUACCAGGAGGUCCGAGGAGCCAUGAUGACAGGCCAUGUUGAGUACCAGAUCGUGGUUGUCACCCGAUUGGCUGCAUUCAAGUCUGCAAAGCAUAAACAUGGAGAUGUAGUCCAGCUGGUGGUAUCCAAAAAGUUCAGUGAAAUUGAUGAGUUCUACCACAGGCUGGCAGGUCAGUACCCAAAGGUACCCCUCCCACCCAUGCCCAGGAAAACUCUGUUUGUGAGCGAGACAGACAUAAAGGAACGAAGAUCAGCCUUUGACGAGAUUGUGAGGUUUAUCUCCAAGGAUCAAACACUUGCUACAAGUCCUGAGUUACUUGAGUUUUUAGGUGCAAAGACUACAGAUGUUGCCGACUUCAAGACAAAAAAUGUACCUGAGGAGGAGGUGGAUGAGGAGGGAGACUCUUUUGAUUUCUUCCGUAAGGAAGAUGUCGCUGCCACUGAAGACGCCCUGCGGUUCAGGCCGUCAAAUCCUCCAAAACCAGCAGACGACCAGGAGAUGGAGGAAAGCGUUGAUCCGCUGGGCAUUAUCAGAUCAAAAAAGCCAAAAAAGCAUGUUGUUGCUACUGCUGCUGCCGAAAAGGUGAAGCCGAAAUUAUCAUUGUUUGAAGAAGAGGUGGAUCCAGAUGAUGACUUGUUUGAACCAGUAAAAAGAUCUGCACCAACAAAAAAUGUCACAGCUGUAAAAGGGACUGUUUUGAAGUUAUUUGAAGACUCUGACCUUGGCGGGGCAGUGCAGUUAGGAGACUCCCUCUUGCUCCCCACAGCCUACACAAGGACAAGUGUAGAAUCCACUGCAGGGCUGGAUGAAGACACAGAGGAGCUCUUAAGGGUAGAAGACGACUUUGAUAAACUCCUCACUGUGAGCACAAGUGCAAAACCAAAACCUAAACCUAAAAUGCUGCCUAAACCUAAACCAGCACUGCCAAAGAAGCCAGCGUCUCUGUCAAAGAGCAGUCCCAGCCUGGAAUCAGCCCCUCCUCACAGACCAGCCGAGACAACAGCAGAUAACAUGGACGAGAUGGACAUCUUGAAAUACAUCCAACAGAACGAGUCUGUGGGCAGUGACUCACUGGAUUUGUUUUCAUAAGGAUUAGUACUCUAAAUUAUCAAAUACAAACACACAGGUUUACAGCUUGUGUUAUGAGAGAGUGUUUUGACCAGCGUCCUAAACAUAGUUGAACAUAGCAACGGAUUGUGAAACACAAUAUUAUGAAGAUGUAGAGGAUAGCGUGAUGGAAAGGAGUUGAAUACAGUGUUCAACGGGUGACUGGGUUAUCCAGGCAGGCUUGUCAUGCCUUCUGUUUAUCAUCACCUAUCCUUUCCAUUAUGGCGUUAAUACUGUAGUUAUGCAAAAUUUAAAGUAAGUAGUGGUGAUUGGUGCAAGUAUCAUUGGACAAUGUAGUUUUCUUUUUAAUGCUGUGGUGUUUCACAGUCAUGUUCAGAUUCAUUCUAAAAUAGGAUUCAUUGAUAUUUUAAUACAUUCUUAUAUUAUUCCUCUUCCCUUAACCUGCUUGCCGCUAUUUAACUCUUCCAGCUGCUCACAGCCAUCUGAGUUUAUGAAUCUAGAAGCUUAGUUAUACUAAAGAUACUUUUAUAAAGGUGAUUGUCCACAUGAUAUUUGUGUUCUGCUGGUAUUGUAUGGUGCAUUGACUUUAUGAAGUUCUGUUAAAAUAUGAAGUACAGUACAGGAAUAUAUACUGUAUACAGAUUUAACUCUGCUAUACUGACAAGCAAAAAUUAAUUCAAACAAAUACUGGAUGUCAUAAACCUAAAAGAAAAGCAACACUGAUUUAGAAGAAUUGAUUAACGAUUAUUGUAACUCCUGCACAUGAAGCAGAACACACUGUCAAACCCUUUAUUCCAGUGAGGCUUUAUUAUCUUCUAUUGUAGCCUCUGCUUGGCAGACUGAUACCAGGCUGGCCUCCUCAUGCUGUAGAUAGGCUCCUCCCAGAUUGAUAGCUCCUCCCAGACUGAUAGCUCCUCCCAGAUUGAUAGCUCCUCCCAGACUGACAUGCAGGGCUGCUUCUCGCAUUGAGUCACCAUGAAACAAACCACUGUACAAAACUUCUGUUCUCUGUUUGUAUUACAACUAAAAUUCUGUAUCUGGUUUGGAUCUGCUGAAUUGUACAGCUAAAGCCAAAUGUUUUGCAUCACCAAAAUUUUAGGAUUGAGACAUAAUUUAAAAAAUAAAAACUAUAUAAACAUAAUUUAGAUAUUUUAUUUAACACCGUGUAAUCAAAGAAAGUACAAAAUGAUAUUGCAAAAGUCUACCAGAAGCCAUAACAGUAGUACAGUAUUCCAUGUUAGAUCUCAAAAUGUCACAUUUUUCAUUUGUUGUCCAUUUUUCAGUUAAGUAUAUGGAAAACUACAAAGCAGUAUAAAAUUCAAUACGUUAACAUAACAUUAUUCAACAGGUUUCAUUCGACUUUAUAAAGCAAAAUGAGUCAAUUCUACAGGGUGAUGCAAAACCUUUGGCCAUAGUACCACAUGUCCUUGUUUCUGCUCUUUAAAGCAUAUCCCUGAAAACGGCCUUGUGUAAACUCCUGUGGGUUGUUUCAUCACUUCCAAUUGCAGCUUUCCAGCUGUCUUUUCUAUUUUGUGAAUAAGCGUUUUGUGUCCUGCCUGGUUUGACUUCCAGUAUACCUUUUCCAGCAUACCUUUACCUGUUAUCUUAAAAAUAAAGAGUAUUAUACAUA